Molecule: messenger RNA, 624 nt
Organism: Bombyx mandarina (wild silkworm)
Lineage: Eukaryota; Metazoa; Arthropoda; Insecta; Lepidoptera; Bombycidae
Source: RefSeq, a predicted model, not a curated record
AUGCAGUCCGAAGCUACCGACGAUGUGCUACUGGGAGGAACCUACCGUGUAGGAGUGAAGACGCCUAAGUUCAACCCCGAAGACCCAGAACUGUGGUUUGCUCAGCUGGAAGGGCAGUUCACCUUGUCCAAUAUAAGCGCAGACGCCACGAAAUUCUACUACGUGUUGUCGCAACUGGAACCGCAGCAUGCAGCAGAAAUCCGGGAGUUGAUCGUGUCACCUCCAGCCUCCAACAAAUAUGAGACGAUCAAAAAUGAACUCAUACGGAGAUUAUCAGCUUCGCAAGAAAAGAAGAUUAAGCAAUUGUUGAUGCAUGAGGAGAUGGGAGAUCGCAAACCUACACAGUUCCUUCGACACCUGCAGCUUUUGGCCGGAGAAAAUGUUCCGAGUGACUUCAUCCGCACCAUCUGGGCAAGUCGCUUACCUACUCAUCUGCAGACAUGCAUAGCAGCGCAGCAAACUAAGAUGUCGCUAGAAGAUUUAGCCGAACUUGCAGAUCGUGUCAAUGAUGUCGUGCCAGUAACCAUGCAAGUAGCAAGUCAAGUAGCCAGUUUGUCAACAUCUGCUAUCAUACCAAGCACCAUUGACGCGUUGACCCGUAAAACGCCCACGGCCUCGCUUUAA